Messenger RNA from Scatophagus argus, 2120 nucleotides. RefSeq names its product agouti related neuropeptide. The record is from RefSeq and is a predicted model, not a curated record. Gene Ontology annotation, biological process: positive regulation of feeding behavior; adult feeding behavior; neuropeptide signaling pathway. Gene Ontology annotation, molecular function: neuropeptide hormone activity; type 1 melanocortin receptor binding. Gene Ontology annotation, cellular component: extracellular region. Lineage: Eukaryota; Metazoa; Chordata; Actinopteri; Scatophagidae. Bases 1089 to 1664 code for a protein of 191 amino acids. The transcript has 4 exons.
CUGUCCUCUCUAUCCUCCCUGUCUCUCCUCUCUCCCUCUCCCUUUUCUUACUCUGUCUCCCCCCCUCUCCUUUAUUUCUCCAUCUCUCUGGUUAAACUGAACCCGUUCAAAACUGCAGCCACUCAGAUGACCAGAGUCAGCCUGAUCUCAUCAGACUGAUCCUGGUUCAGUUUAUUAAUUUAGAACAGGCCUUUCACAAUAAGAGCUCCCUCCUUUAUGUCUAUGGUGUGUCUUUGUGUAUAUGUGCAUAUCUAUAAUAAACACUGAGAUGACGCUCCACACACUACUCAUCUGUUACCAUGGUAACAGUUCAGCCCGAAACAGGAAGUGUAUGACAGCAGUUUGUUAGGACAAACACAUUUCAUUAAGAGUCAUUUCCUAUUGAUGGACUGUAAUCAGUCAUCAGUUUACCUGCCGACUGCAGAGUGUGUCUGAGUUCAGAGAAUGGACGCCAUGUUUACAGAUGGAGGAUGACGAGGAUGAAGAGUUAAAUGAAGCAGCAGAUUUCUGAUAAUAGAAGAAACAAGAAUGAAGCAGCUGAUCUAAUGUUCUCCAAUCUAACACACUGAGAGGAUCAUUAAUGAGGUGAACGACUGGACCUGAAAACAUCCAAUUGGCCAAGGACUGAGGCCAAUGAUUCAGUCUUUUAUCAUCUCAAUAAAAACACAUUCACAAACAAACACAACAGGAAGUCAUCUCACAGGUUAAAAAAAGAGCAAAACGUAUUUUCAUGUUGUAGAUUGUAAAUCCUGAUUCUUGUUUGAGCUACUGAGAGAAAUGAAGAAAUAAUUUAAUGAAAACACUUUGCAAAAGUACACCUUUUGUCCUGGAGGGAAGGUGAGGGUUUGUUGCCCUCAGCUCCUGCAGGUGAGAACAGAUAAAGAACCCAGCUGGUUUUAAAUUUGUUCUUAUUCUUUUCAUUUGACUGUGAAUCCCUUUGAGUCACAUUAGUACAUGUGAAUUUGGGGUGCUACAAUUAAAUAUUGACACUGAAAUUUCAAUUAGAUGAUGUUAUUUACAAGAGCCCCCCCCAAUCAGAUCCUCCAUCAGACUCCACCUGAUGUUUCUCCACAAGAUCAUGAAACUUUAUGACGCAGGAUUGCUGUCCUCACCCCCCUCAUCCGCUGUCACCCUCACUAGUGGGUCAUGUGACCUUCUGCUCCUCCAGGGCCUUUAAAUUGCUCGUCGACCACCUGAGAGAGAGAAAGACGACUAAGAAUCCCAGCAACAGCAGGAUGUUUGGCUCUGUGCUGCUCUGCUGUUGGUCCUUCAGUUUGCUGCAUCUCUCUUCUUCUCUGGUUCAUGGAAAUAUUCAGUUGGAUGAAGGUCCUGCCACUGGCCGCCGCCCCGAAAACUCAUACCUAACUGACAUGGAGAGGAGCCAGACCCCUGACCUCGUUCAUGAGUCAGCCCUCCUACCAGUCGACUCAGUGGAGGACCACUUCCUGAUGGAUGCAGGGACCUUUGAUGAGGACUCAUCAGCAGCCUUGCAGCUGCAGGGUCGAGCCAUGCGUUCACCUCGUCGCUGCAUCCCCCACCAACAGUCGUGUUUGGGUUACCCGCUGCCCUGCUGUGACCCCUGUGACACCUGCUACUGCCGCUUCUUCAACGCUAUCUGCUACUGCCGCCGGGUUGGUCACACCUGCCCACCAAGACGCACCUGACAACACACUUGACGAAGCACCUGCAUCUCAUGCAUGCAUCUCAUGAUGGGAACACAUGCAGACAGAAAACAUGUUUAUGCUCUCUCUGUUACUUGCUGAAUAAAAUGUGCUCUUUGUGUAAUAAAUGACUGUUGAGGAACACGUAUGUUCAGAUGUCUGUUUAAUGUGUUCUGUGUAAUUAAAAUUGACAGAGAAAUGUGUUCAACAGUGAUGUGUCAUAAAACUGUUUUUCUUUUGGACUGGAUACCAAAUAAACCCCUGCUGGUGUCCAUGUGGUCCUUUGAACAAAAGCACAACAAAUCAGCUUUGUGUAGUUCUAAGGACGUGGGGAAGUCACACACACACGUGCAACCUGGCCAGAUGUUGCUCUUUGUGAACCUUGAUGAUGUCAUAGUGUCUUACCUAGGCUAACACAGAGUGACUCCAGCUGUCUACUGAGCACACAGCUCAGGCUGU